AUGACUAAGAGAAAGAUUGUUUCUUCACGUGAGAAUACAUCUACUCAUGAGUUUAAUGAUUCACCAUCCGUUGAUCAAAAUGAGUCCUCUGAAUCCAUAGAGCCUGAACCUACUUUAUCUGCUGGUUCAGAAGUUCCACAUGUUCAAUUAGAUGUACAAGAAAGAAAGUCCAAUAAGUACUGGAUAGUUGAUUUGGAAGAUGCAAAUGGAAUGAUUAAGGAAGGUCACUUAAGGUUGAAAGAUGUGUGGAUGCUGUCUCAUAGAACUAAAAUUAUUGUGCAUUGGAAUGAGCAUGGCCAACCGAUUGGUGAAUCUGGUGGACUUUUAGGCUUGUUUUUAGGAGUUGUUGCUGGAAAUUUCAAGAACUUUCCUAUAAGUUAUGAGAAAUGGCCUUUGGUUCCAACAGAGUCAUACAGAAAUGGAGCCUAUAGGGAUAUUAUUCAAAAUCUUACUAGGGAGCAAAAUAUAGCGUUGUUACCAAAAGGAGUUGGAGUCAGCUUGGAGCAAUGGGCAACUUUUAUUGAUUAUAGAUUAAAGUCCAGAACUCAGGAAACUGCAAAUAAGAGAGUUUUUACUAGAGUUGAAAUGUAUCCAAUUAGUCAUAAGAAGAAGGAUGGAUCUUUUGUUAAUGAUGAGGCUAGUGAGAAAACUGAACAAUUAACUUUGAUUCAAGCUAAUGAGAGUUCUACUGAUGAUGCAUAUAUCAAGUUAUUUGGAAAAGAACACCCGGGUCGUGUUAGAGGUGUAGGAUCUGGUGUUUGUCCAUCCCAAGUCAUAAAAUCUUCUAAUAGUUUAGGAGGGUUUUUGCGGCGGUUAAAAACCGCCACGAAAUUCAUUUUAGAAGUUCCUGUCAACCUUUUAGCGGCGUUCAAAACCGCCGUGAAUAAUCAACGUGGCGGUUAUUCCAGCGGUUCUUCAAAACCGCCGCCGCUACUGUGCCGACGGUUGACCUGGCCGCGUUUUGCUCACUGCCGGGAGCUUAUUCUAGCGGCGGUUAUAACCGCUACAACCCCCAAAAUAACCGCCGCCGCUUCGCUUUUCUGUUGUAGUGUAUAG
Molecule: messenger RNA, 1056 nt
Organism: Arachis ipaensis
Lineage: Eukaryota; Viridiplantae; Streptophyta; Magnoliopsida; Fabales; Fabaceae
Source: RefSeq, a predicted model, not a curated record